Messenger RNA from Cornus florida, 928 nucleotides. Its product is annotated as truncated transcription factor CAULIFLOWER A. Lineage: Eukaryota; Viridiplantae; Streptophyta; Magnoliopsida; Cornales; Cornaceae. Gene Ontology annotation, cellular component: nucleus. The transcript is spliced from 10 exons. The record is from RefSeq and is a predicted model, not a curated record. Gene Ontology annotation, molecular function: DNA-binding transcription factor activity, RNA polymerase II-specific; protein dimerization activity; RNA polymerase II cis-regulatory region sequence-specific DNA binding. Gene Ontology annotation, biological process: positive regulation of transcription by RNA polymerase II.
CCAAAUUUCACCAGGUGGAAACAACCACGAAUCCCAUUAUUUCUCUGAAAAAAUUAAAUCUUGCUAUGUACUUUCUAGAUCAUUAGAAAUUUAGAAGAAUAUAUAUGUAUAGUUUGAGGGUUUUUAUAUACUCCUAUCUUGGAAAUAAUUAACUGGCCGUUGUUUGGUUUCUGAAAAAAAAAAAAGAGAGAGAGUGUGAGAAAUGGGGAGAGGAAGAGUGCAGAUGAAACGCAUUGAGAAUAAGAUCAACAGACAAGUCACUUUCUCAAAAAGGAAGGUUGGGUUGUUGAAGAAAGCUCAUGAGAUCUCAGUGUUGUGUGAUGCAGAGGUGGCUGUGAUUGUAUUCUCCUACAAAGGGAAGAUCUUUGAGUACUCCACAGAUUCUUGCAUGGAGAAGAUCCUUGAGCGAUAUGAAAGACAUUCAUGUUGGGAAACCAAAAUGACUCCCACUGAACUUGAGGCCCCAUAAAACUGGUCCAUGGAUUUCGCCAAACUAAAGGCUAAGAUUGAGCUUCUACAGCAAAAUCACCGGCACUAUAUGGGAGAAGAUCUAGGUUCAUUAAGUAAGAGGGAGCUUCAGAAUUUGGAACAACAGAUUGACACUGCUCUUAAACACAGUCGUUCGAGAAAAAGCCAGCUAAUGUAUGAGUCUAUCUCUGAGCUUCAAAAAAAGGAGAAGGCAAUAAAGGAGCAAAAUACCAUUAUAGCUAAGAAGUGAAUCAUCAAGGAGAAGGAGAAGACUAUAGCUCAGCUGGCACAGUGGCAACAGCCAAACCAUGGUCCUAAUUCAUCUUCAUUACUAUUGCCAGAGCCACUUCCCUACUUAGGGAUUGGUGGCAUUUAUCGAGGAGAAGAGCCAGAAAUGAGGAAUGAACUCGAAUUGACUCUUCAACCGAUCCAUCCACUACACUAUUUAGGAAACUUCUGA